Molecule: messenger RNA, 5549 nt
Organism: Cavia porcellus (domestic guinea pig)
Lineage: Eukaryota; Metazoa; Chordata; Mammalia; Rodentia; Caviidae
Gene: Rapgef1
Product: Rap guanine nucleotide exchange factor 1
Exons: 28
Coding region: 266-4015 (1249 amino acids)
Biological process (GO): positive regulation of GTPase activity; Ras protein signal transduction
Cellular component (GO): plasma membrane
Molecular function (GO): guanyl-nucleotide exchange factor activity
Source: RefSeq, a predicted model, not a curated record
CGUGUGCUGCUCUGGAAGUUGGAAACGGAAGCGGCGAGCAUUGUGUUGGCAUGAGGAAGCUGGCGCCCACCACCUCUGUCUGUCUGCUGAGUCACCUGAGUGUUCUCGGCCAGAGAGAAACUUCUUCAGUGGCUUAAGAAGGUGCUGGACGUGUGCUGCCCAUAAGGUGACGAGCACCACGUACUCUAAAGACUCAAACAGAAGAAAGGUAUCUGGGGAUGACAAAGCCAGCCUCUCCGCAGCAGCUGUGAGCGUGCAGUCUGUUAUGGACGAUUGUUCACAAGACUCUCAGCGCUCUCACCUCUCCUCCUUCACCAUGAAGCUGAUGGACAAAUUCCACUCGCCCAAAAUCAAGAGGACGCCAUCGAAAAAGGGCAAGCCAGCCGAGGUGUCUGUGAAGAUGCCGGAGAAGCCUGUCAACAAAGAGGCAAGAGACAGAUUUCUACCAGAGGGCUACCCUAACCCCUCGGAUCUGGAGCAGCAGGCAGUAGAGUUUAUGUCCACCAGUGCUGUGGCUUCCAGGUCCCAGAGGCAGAAGAACCUGAGCUGGCUGGAAGAGAAGGAGAAGGAAGUGGUCAGCGCCUUGCGCUACUUUAAGACCAUUGUGGACAAAAUGGCCAUCGACAAGAAGGUGCUGGAGAUGCUGCCAGGCUCCGCCAGCAAGGUGCUGGAGGCCAUCCUGCCCCUGGUGCAGACCGACCCGAGGGUCCAGCAGAGCUCGGCCCUGUCAUCCUGCUACAGCCGCGUGUACCAGAGCCUCGCCAACCUCAUCCGGUGGUCAGACCAGGUGAUGCUGGAAGGUGUGAACUCAGAGGACAAGGAGAUGGUGACGACCGUGAAGGGCGUCAUCAAGGCUGUGCUGGACGGAGUGAAGGAGCUGGUCAGGCUGACCAUCGAGAAGCAGGGCCGGCCGUCUCCAACCAGCCCAGUGAAACCCAGUUCCCCAGCCGGCAAGCCCGACGGCCAGCCCGAGCUCCCCCUGAAUGAUCGAGAGAUGGAGAUUCUGAACAAAACGACAGGGAUGUCGCCGUCAGCUGAGCUGCUCGCGGAUGCUGCAGACGAAGAGGUUGCACCCCCCAAGCCUCCUCUGCCUGGCAUCCGGGUGGUGGAUAACAGUCCCCCAGCACUGCCACCCAAGAAAAGGCAGUCUGCUCCGUCCCCUACCCGAGUGGCCGUGGUGGCGCCCAUGAGUCGAGCCACCAGCGGCUCCAGUUUGCCCGUUGGAAUUAACCGGCAGGACUUCGAUUUGGACUGUUACACGCAGAGGCGGCUGUCAGGAGGCAGCCACUCAUACGGCGGGGAGUCACCCCGCCUGUCCCCCUGCAGCAGCAUGGGGAAGCUCAGCAAGUCUGACGAGCAGCUGUCCUCCCUGGACAGGGACAGUGGGCAGUGCUCCCGGAACACAAGCUGUGAAACACUAGAUCACUAUGACCCCGACUACGAAUUUCUACAGCAAGACCUCUCCAACACGGACCAGAUACCUCAGCAGGUGGCCUGCAACCUCAGCCCGCUGCCCGAGUCCUCAGGGGAGUCUGGGUCUCCGUUCCUCGGCCCCCCUUUCCAGCUGCCACUUGGCAGCUGUGCCCUGCCCGAAGGCCCCUCGGCCACAGGACUGCAGAUGGACACCCCGCCCGCCCUGCCAGAGAAGAAGCGCAGGAGCGCGGCCUCGCAGACCACGGACAGCUCCGGCUGCCGAGUGUCCUACACACGGCACCCCUCACAGUAUGACAACGUCUCAGAGGAUGACCUACGGGGCUCCACUCCAGCACCGGCUGGCCCCUACUCGCCCUUCGCCGCGCUCCUUCCCUUGCAGCAGGGAGGCUCCUCGACACCCUUGGAGUUUGUGGGUGAUUUCACCACUCCCGAAUCAGCAGGCGACCCCGAGAAGCCACCUCCCCUGCCGGAAAAGAAGAACAAACACAUGCUGGCCUACAUGCAGCUGCUGGAGGACUACUCAGAGCCGCAGCCCUCCAUGUUCUACCAGACACCACAGAGCGAGCAUAUCUACCAGCAGAAGAACAAGAUGCUCAUGGAGGUGUAUGGCUUCAAUGACUCCUUCAGCAGCGGGGACCCCACACAGGAGCUGGCCCCACCGCCCGCCCUGCCCCCCAAGCAGCGGCAGCUGCAGGCCUCCUAUGCUGCUUCUUCCUUCUCCUCUGUCUCCCACUGUGUCCAGCAAACUAAAGUGGCCUUCACCCCCGACGACGGCAGUGCCACUCAGGGCCUCAGUGUGUCCAUGUCUAACUCCUUUCUCAGCCGGCACGGCAGCUUGCCUGUGCCCUCGUACAAGUCUGUGUUUAGGUCCUACUCCCAGGACUUCGUGCCUCACCGCCAAGCUUCCGUCCACCCUUUCCUUCCGCCCACCUCCUCUUCCUCUCCGCAUUUCCCACCUGUCCACCUGUCUCCGAGCUCGGAUUUGGCGGGCCCCGCCGUAGCCAGCCCGCCUGCCCGCACCGUGGAUGGGCCUCGCUCACCUUCCCAGGAGAGCAGCUUCCAUGGGAGCCCUGUCUGCCUUCCUCCCGAAAGCUCUUUCGCUGACUCGAGCGAGAACACCAGCGAGGAGGCUGGUGAGGGUGAAUACGUCAGUCUGUAUUCCUCUGGCCAGAGCAGUGUGGAGCGGGCUCGCCCUCGAGGAGAGUCGCCAACUGGGAAAGAUGGGCACUCCAGGGACCCUUCAGCAGGCGGCAGCACACCUGGCAAAGAUGGCAGAGAUGGCAGCGAGAGGGUCCCGAAGUCGCCGGAUGCUCUGGAGUCAGCUCAUUCAGAGGAGGAAGUGGACGAGCUGUCCCUCAUCGACCACAACGAAAUUAUGGCCAGGCUGACGCUCAAGCAGGAGGGUGAUGACGGGCCCGAUGUGCGUGGAGGAUCAGGAGACAUCCUGCUGGUUCAUGCUACUGAGACGGACAGGAAAGACCUGGUGCUGUACUGCGAGGCCUUCCUGACCACCUACAGGACCUUCAUCAGCCCCGAGGAGCUCAUCAAGAAGCUGCAGUACCGAUAUGAGAAGUUCUCGCCCUUCACUGACACGUUCAAGAAGCGUGUGAGCAAGAACACAUUCUUCGUGCUGGUGCGGGUGGUAGACGAGCUCUGCCUGGUGGAGCUGACGGAGGACAUCCUGAAGCUGCUGAUGGAGCUGGUCUUCCGCCUGGUGUGCAGCGGAGAGCUCAGCCUGGCCCGGGUGCUGCGCAAGAACAUCCUGGACAAGGUGGACCAGAAGAAGCUGCUGCGGUGCGCCAACUCCGACCAGCCCCUUGCGGCCAGGGGUGUUGCAGCCAGGCCCGGGACCCUGCAUGACUUUCACAGCCACGAGAUCGCUGAGCAGCUCACGCUGCUGGAUGCCGAGCUCUUCUACAAGAUAGAGAUCCCCGAGGUUCUGCUCUGGGCAAAAGAGCAGAAUGAGGAGAAGAGCCCCAACCUGACACAGUUCACGGAGCACUUCAACAACAUGUCGUACUGGGUCCGGUCCAUCAUCAUGCUGCAGGAAAAGGCCCAGGACAGGGAACGGCUGCUCUUAAAGUUCAUCAAAAUCAUGAAGCACCUGCGGAAGCUGAACAACUUCAACUCCUACCUGGCCAUCCUCUCAGCAUUGGACUCGGCGCCCAUCCGCAGGCUGGAGUGGCAGAAGCAGACCUCGGAGGGCCUGGCUGAGUACUGCACACUCAUCGACAGCUCGUCCUCCUUCCGUGCCUACCGGGCCGCCCUCUCGGAGGUGGAGCCCCCGUGCAUCCCCUACCUGGGUCUGAUCCUGCAGGACCUGACCUUCGUCCACCUCGGCAACCCUGACUACGUGGAUGGCAAGGUGAACUUCUCCAAGCGCUGGCAGCAGUUCAACAUCCUGGACAGCAUGCGCUGCUUUCAGCAGGCACAUUAUGACAUCCGGAGAAAUGAUGACAUCAUCAGUUUCUUCAACGACUUCAGUGACCACCUGGCCGAGGAAGCCCUGUGGGAACUCUCUCUGAAAAUCAAGCCCCGGAACAUAACCCGGAGGAAGACAGACCGGGAGGAGAAGACCUAGGAGCGGCUUACACCGGGACCAGAGCGCUCCAGAGGCCGGGAGAGAACUCAGACUGCCCAGCGCUGCUGGGCUCACAGGCGGCUCUGCUCUGGCUCCAGCUCUGGCUCCCUCCUGCGGGAGCUGCUCAGGGCCUGGUGCCCCUGCCUGUAGUGGAGGGAGCACAGCGGCAGGUGGGGCUCAGGACUGACCUCAGUGCACUGCCCCCCUCUCCACCCUGUUUUGGGUGUGAGGAGACGCAGGGCGGGGCAGGUGGUGUUCACUGGAGUGGGGACCUGCCGUACUCAGGGCCUUGGGGUUGGCUGCAGACCGCCGCCAGGUCCGUCCGGUGCACAGCGCAGCACCGCCACCUGCCACCCCGCAGCCCCAGUGCAGGACUCCACCGCCGGCAUUGCUUGAGCUCUGGGAGCAGGGGUGAGGGGCCAGGGAGGACUUGGCCGCCCCGGGCGCCCUGGUGAGGCCCCUCCGCCAUGCUGCUGUGUGCCUUAAACUCCACCUCCCACCCACCCCAGUUGGGCCAGCAGGUUGGUGGGGAGCCUCGGGGAGCCUGGCUGCAGAGCAGAGGGGACCUAGCUCCCGGCAGCGCUCCUCCCCUCCCCACACCAAUGUUGACAAUCGGCCCAGUGGCCAGAUGCCCCAGGGAGCCGCCCUGUCCACCUGGCACCAUGGCUGCCAAGCUGGGCCAGCAGGCAGGUCAGUCCAGAGGUGCCACCAGCUCUGUGCUGCUUCCCUCCCGGUGCAGGGUGAGUCAGGACCGACUUCCACUUCCAGAAGGAGGCUGUAGGAGAGCAGCAGCUGCCUGCUGGGCUGGGCUGGGCUGGGGACCCCACCCCGCUAGACGCUCAGCGCCUUCCCUGGGUCUCUGAGCAGCUUUCACCCCAACUGUGGGGCUGUUCCACUCCCUCCUGGCCUGUCCUGUAAAUAGGGAGGCGGAGACUCGGGCUGUCACAGCAGCUGUCCUGCUGGCUGGCCAGGACCUGUCACUUUAUUAUUUAAGGAGUGUGCAGUUUAUUAACAGUAUUGUGUGGGUUGGGUUUUUAGUUUGCGCCCCCUCCCGGAAGUCCUCCCAUUUCAGCCCCACCUCCUCAUGCCCUCACCCCGUCUAGCCUGGCAGGUACUGCCCUGUGUGCACAGGGCCUGGGCCAUGGGAUCCAGAAGCCCCGCCUUCCCGCUGUCCCAGCUCCCCCCACCCCCCUCCGCCAGCACCCUGCCCCUGUCUGCCCACCCCGGGGAGGCCACAUCAGGCCAGUGCUCCAGCAGGGUGCUCCCAGGGUCCAGGACUGCUGGGCCAACGCAGGUAUGCAUGUGCAAUGUGCUGGCCCCUUUCACCUCUGGCCACCCUGUGCCGUCCUGAGCCAGGCGAGUCCUGGGGCCUUCCUGCGGGUGCUGUGGAGCAGAGCCCAGACCUGCCCCUGACACCCAUGACCUCCCGUGUCACAGCGUCACGACCCCACUGUGGUCUGACGUGGCGUCUUCCUGCAGACAUUUCAAAUGUGUAAAUUUUUAUAUAAAAGAAAAUAAAAAGAGGUGAACGCUG